Molecule: messenger RNA, 1287 nt
Organism: Sordaria macrospora k-hell
Lineage: Eukaryota; Fungi; Ascomycota; Sordariomycetes; Sordariales; Sordariaceae
Biological process (GO): transmembrane transport
Cellular component (GO): membrane
Molecular function (GO): transmembrane transporter activity
Source: RefSeq, a predicted model, not a curated record
AUGGCCAACGACACCAUGAUCAACCCCUCCAGCUCCGAGCCGGAAAUGACCCAAGUAAAAAAUUACGGCACCACCACCGUCGUCCCGGCCGAGCACACCACUUCCAACACCGACUCCCCCGCCGGCAACAACGCCAAUGACGCCGUCCUCACCGACACCGACACCGACUCGGCCGACCUCGUCGCCCUGGGCAUCCAAAAGCUCGAAGCCCAAAACGCGCAUUGGUACUCGUACCUGAUGACCGUCGACUUCUGGCUGAUCAUCUUGAUCGGGCAAAUCCUCUCUCUCUGCAUCACGGCGACCAACACCUUUUCUUCGUUUCUCAACGAGCAAGGCACCUCGAUCCCCGCCAUCCAAACCAUCUUCGUCUAUGCCUUGAUCUUCAUCGUCUACUUCCCCACGGCUCUCUACCAGAUGGGCGGUCCCCGCAACUUCUUCAGCCAGACCUGGCGCCACAGCUGGAAGUACAUCAUCCUGUCCUUCCUCGACGUCGAGGGCAAUUACUUUACGGUCUUAGCCUACCGCUACACCAACCUGUUGUCCGCCCAACUGCUCAACUUCUGGUCCAUCGUGUGCGUGGUCGUCAUCUCCUUCGCCUUGUUGAAAGUGCGCUACAAGUGGUUCCAGAUCGCGGGAAUCCUGAUCUGCUGCGGCGGCAUGGGCAUCCUGCUGGCUAGCGACCACAUCACCGGUUCCAACGGCGGUCCGGGCGUGGACAUGGUUAAGGGCGACCUUUUUGGUCUUUUGGGCGCCACGCUGUACGGCAUCAGUAAUGUCUACGAGGAGUGGUUCGUUUCCAAACGCCCCGUGUACGAGGUCUUGUCAUUCCUGGGCUUCUUUGGAGUCAUCAUCAAUGGUGUCCAAGCAGCCAUUUUUGAUCGGGACGCGGCUACGAAUGCGACCUGGAACGGGCCUGUGGCGGGGUAUUUGGUUGGGUAUACACUGGCUAUGCUGAUUUUCUACUCCCUUGCUCCGCUCAUCCUGCGCAUGGGCAGCGCCGCUUUCUUCGAUAUCUCCCUCCUGACCGCCAACUUCUGGGGCGUGAUUGUGGGCGUCAAGGUGUUUGGGUAUGUGAUUCACUUCAUGUACCCGAUCGCGUUCGUCUGCAUCAUUGUCGGCCUGGCGGUGUAUUUCUUGGCGGGAUCAGUGUUGGGAGAUAGCAAGAAGCCGUGGUUGGGCGCGGAUCAGAGUGACGGCGUGGCGGGCGUGGGAACGGCCAAGUUGAAGGCGCUGAAUGCUGCGAGACAGCAGGAGGUGGCUGAGGGCGAGGCUGGGGGGAGGGUUUGA